UAUCGCACUCUCGGGCUGAAACCCAAGUGCACUGCAGAAGACAUCAAGAAAGCCUACCGUGAGAAAGCUAGAGUUCUUCAUCCUGAUUUCGGUGGCGAUCCGUCUGCUUGGCAGAAGCUGCUCAAGUCAUAUGAGAUUUUGUCGGAGCCGGAAAGCAGGAAAAUGUACGACGAGCAUGGA
Guillardia theta CCMP2712 is the source of this 180-nucleotide messenger RNA. RefSeq lists its product as hypothetical. Gene Ontology annotation, cellular component: endoplasmic reticulum membrane. The transcript has 2 exons. The record is from RefSeq and is a predicted model, not a curated record. Gene Ontology annotation, molecular function: Hsp70 protein binding. NCBI's taxonomy places the organism in Eukaryota, Cryptophyceae, Pyrenomonadales, Geminigeraceae. The annotation marks the transcript as partial. Gene Ontology annotation, biological process: cellular response to misfolded protein.